Clavispora lusitaniae ATCC 42720 is the source of this 1581-nucleotide messenger RNA. RefSeq names its product RNA exonuclease (gene REX3). Gene Ontology annotation, cellular component: nucleus. Lineage: Eukaryota; Fungi; Ascomycota; Pichiomycetes; Serinales; Metschnikowiaceae. The record is from RefSeq and is a predicted model, not a curated record. Gene Ontology annotation, molecular function: nucleic acid binding; exonuclease activity.
AUGUUCAGACUCCCGAAUAGUGUUUUUGGGAAGGUUCCAUGUCCCGAAUUAGAAGAAUGUGGGCAUUGCUCAGUAGUGAAUUGCAUUUUUGAUCAUAGCUUCACAAACAAGAAGAGAAAGCAACUGGAACCUGGUGUCCAGGACACAAAAAGGACCAGAUCAGACAAUAUAGACAAAGCUACACCAAAAGAGUCCGAGCCAGAAAAAGAUGUGCAGAUUCUCUUGCCUAAAGCGUUGAUAUCUUCUGUGGUGAUCCCUCGAAUAGAGCGUAUUAGCAAUCUCAGGACGAUUGCGAAAUACACACAUCAGCUUUCCAGCGCAACGCCGAACAAGCUAGCCAUUGAAAAAGAACACGAGUUGGCAUGCAGCAGCAAGAAUGCCGACGAGUAUACAAGCAAGGUUCUAGACUUUCUUGGGCUCUCUUCCUCAAAGAAACCGAAAGAAGACCCCAAGCACAUUAUCCCAUUGAACGUAAACCCGUCUCCGGCCAUUCUUCCAACCCGAAGAAAAUUCAUCGAACACAUUGCCCAUGCGAUCCGACGCACACAGCCCGAGAAUCGGUUUCCUGUUUGGACAGCUACAGAAGAGGAGUUUAAGGUUGCUAGCACGAGCUCAUCUACCACAUACAGCACUAACAUACGGCGCAGGCUUUUCGAAAUUAACCACCCUGAAAAAGUAAAGAAGGCUGUCGUUAAGCAACCAGGCAAGCAGGAGUAUUUGCGUGAACUCCAAGCACUCUGUAUAUCGCCCGAAAAAUUGGCAAAAUUUGGAUACAUCAUGGACUUUCCUCCACGUAUUGAAGAACCCACGCAGGAGCGGACUUGUCACCGUUGCAAACUGGAGUUUAAGCUACACGAUGCCACGAAAAAAGUUGACUGUCGUUACCACAGCGGUAAAAUAGUGAAAACGGAUGCGGGGGUCCGGAUUUACCUGUGUUGUGGGGGUGUCUUAGGAGCUACCGAUACGGAGCCUUGCGAAAGAUCAGAUUAUCAUGUUUUUUACUGGAACAAUCCUGAGGAAAUGCAUCAUGCAAUCCCCUUUGUCAAAACUACAAAUUUGUGGGGAACGAGGAAGGGAAGUUUGGAGGCUGUCGGAAUAGAUUGCGAGAUGGGAUUUACCAGCCAAGGUUUCGAGCUACUUCGAAUAACGGCAAUCGAUUUCUUUUCAGGCGAGGAAGCGUUCGACAUUUUAGUUAAACCAAAGGGAGAAGUCUUAGACUUGAACACACGCUGGUCGGGGGUUGCAGAAAUCAAAGAAGAGGCACUCUCCUUCGAAGACUCUAUGGCUUUGCUUGGAGAAGUAAUUGACGCAAAUACUGUGAUGAUAGGUCAUGGAUUGGAAAAUGACAUGAACGCUAUGCGACUUAUUCACACAAAGAUUGUCGACACGGCGAUUUUAUAUCCAAAACAUAAGGCAACGCCAACUUUCAGGUAUUCUUUGAAACAGCUAGCUUUUCAGUACCUUGGGAGAAAUAUCCAAAGUGGACAGCACGACAGUGGAGAAGAUUCUCUUGCAGCAAUUGAUGUUACGAAGCACUUUAUCGAGCAGGAACUCGACAGGCGGAAUAAGGCCACUGCAUGA